AUGGCCACCUUUACGAGCACCCGCAAGCCCGGUACCACCUCGACUGUGACUGCCGCCAAGCCCAAACUGCGCGCCGACGCCGCGACCCUCAAGAAGUACGGCUGCUUCCUCGACAACGGCGCCGUCCUGUGCUUCUGCAACACCGAGCCGAGGAUCCAGGCGACCCGCCGCGUCACUCGCAAGGAGAGCUCGCCCAACCUCGGCCGCGAGUUCUGGUCGUGCGGCUCGUGGAUCGAGGACGACAACUGCGGCUUCUUUCUGUGGUGCGACCAGGCGGCAACUCUCGGCCGCGGCCUGAGGACACCUCCUCCCGCCGACAAGCCCACCUUUCCACCCCUCGCCAGGCCCAUGACGCCUGCAACCUCGCCCCAGAAGCGCCCCCGAGCGCGCUCCCCUCCCACCUUCCGCCCCUCGACCACCGCCAGCACCACGCCCGCACCAGCACUCGCACCCGCCUCGACCCCGACCAAGCCGCGCCGACAGCCCGCCGUCGCCGAGUCGUUCGACGACGUCGACUUUGACUCGCUCGACGCCGGCCUCGACGACGAGAUCGAGGACGACGACGACGACGGCGAGCCGCUCGCGUCGGGCUCGCCCUCGAAAAAGCCGCGUUUCGAGUCGUUCGCCUCGCCGUCCUCGGGCGCGAGCCGAGCGGGCCCGGCGACGCCCUCGACGUCACAGCACUGGCAGGGCGCCACGGCCGCAUCGACGCCGGGCAAGCCUCGCGCGGGCGGGUACGACGCCAUCCGCGCCGACCCGGACUCGCCGUUCCACGCCCUGCAGAAGGAGCUGUUCGGCGGCGGCGGCGGCGGUGGCGCCGAGCACGGUGUGGCGAGCUCGCCUGCGCCUGCGCCUGUGUCGCCGAGCAAGGCGGGCCCGGCGCCGCACGAGGGCGCGCCCUCGUCUUUCGACGCGCUCUCUGCGGCGCUCGCGAGCGCGGUCGAGGCGGUCGAGCUUGUCAAGAAGGAGCGCGAGAAGGAGGCAAGGCUGCAGGUGGCCGCGAGGCGCAAGGAGGAGGUGCUCAAGAAGGCGGUCGAGCGGGCAAAGGAGGAGAGCGAGGCGGUCAGGAGGGAGAACGAGCGGCUCAAGGAGAGGAUCAGGAUGCUCGAGGAGGAGAACAACGAGCUGCGCACCCGGUAGAGCCUUGUCGAUUUGCAACUAGCGCUUUUUUGCCUCGUCUC
Rhodotorula graminis WP1 is the source of this 1181-nucleotide messenger RNA. RefSeq lists its product as uncharacterized. Lineage: Eukaryota; Fungi; Basidiomycota; Microbotryomycetes; Sporidiobolales; Sporidiobolaceae. Bases 1 to 1140 code for a protein of 379 amino acids. The record is from RefSeq and is a predicted model, not a curated record. The transcript is spliced from 4 exons. Gene Ontology annotation, molecular function: zinc ion binding.